This is a messenger RNA of Emiliania huxleyi CCMP1516, 719 nucleotides long. RefSeq lists its product as hypothetical. The transcript is spliced from 3 exons. Lineage: Eukaryota; Haptophyta; Isochrysidales; Noelaerhabdaceae. The record is from RefSeq and is a predicted model, not a curated record. The annotation marks the transcript as partial.
AUGGCAGCUUCGCACGAGUCCAUCGACGUCACGACGAUCAACUGGGCCGAGGACGCGGCGCGCGAGCUGAAGGCGCACGUGUACACGACGCUCAAGCUCCCUCCCGACCUCGGGAAGCGCGUCCAGCAGCUCUACGGCGAUGCCGAGAGAGCGUUCGACGACCGCGCGUCGAGGCGGCAGCUGCGGGUGCCCGAAGACGACCGGGACGACCUGGACGCGCGGAACGGCUUCAUCGACGACCGGAAGCGCGAGUGGCUCGAGCUGCACACCUCUAUCCCCGCCGACUUUGGCGGCCCGGUCGACGCGCCUCCAGCCACGCGCCUCCUCGAGUGCGCCUGCGCGGUGGAGCACGCCUUUCGCGCCCUGUGCCAGCAGGUGCUCGAGGUGCUCGCGCGUUCUUCGCCGCCGCUCGCGGCGCUGGUGGCGGAGGAGGCUCGCUCUCCGCUGCCGCCGCCUGGUGCGCGCGAGAGCUCGCGAGGCUUUGCCGAGUCGAUGCUGCGCGUGUAUGACUCCAGCUUCCGGCAGCGCGAGGGCGAGGGCCACUACGACAUGGGCCUCCUCACCCUCAUCCCGCGAAGCACCAGCCCCGGCCUGCAGAUCAACGAGGCUUUCACGCCCGAGGGCGAGUCGCGGGCCAUCCUCUGCCCGCCCGGCGGCAAGCAGCCCAUGCUGCGCGGCCUCUGCGUCGGCCCGCGUGGCCGCAUCUACGCGGCCGACCG